UCCCCUCGCCGUGCUCCGGAGGCGGCGCCCAAUGGGGCUGCGGCCACGUUGUUUCCAAACACGGCAGAUGCCUCUCCCUCCACGCCUCCCGGAGGAGAGCCCGCCGCGGGGCAAAGGGAGCUCCUCUGCCGGGAGAGCGGAGCCAACAGGGGUGCCAGCCGCAGGCGCAGGGAGUUCAGCAGCCUAGGGGCGGCCGGCAGGGCUUUGCCCCUUUACUGCCGCCCACCUUGCGGGUUUGCUCCGAGCGGGCCCCGGCAGAGGGCUGGGGGGAGCCCCAGCUGGGCUGUUUUCAGGAGCCCCCCGGGCCGCCCUGCAAGGGGGUAGGCAGGUUGGAGCACCUGGGCCUGCCACAAGCGCCGCGGUGCCUCUUCAGCACCCCAGCAAUGGCUCCUGCACAAGCCCGGGACAAGAGAAGCGGGCCGGCUCGGCUCGGCUCAGCCCGUCCGACCCUCCGGGAGCGGGGUACCGUCGAUGCUCCCUCUGCCGGGUGGAAACCCCCUCCUUCCCCACAAGACGUGACGCCGGCGUCACCGGAAGUGACGUAUGCACUCCCAUGAUGCCCCGCGGCGGCGGCCAUUCAAAUCCCAGCCGCCGGCGGCUGGACAGAAAAUGGCGGCGCCUGGUACAGCGGUUACUCCUGCGCGAGCCGCCUCUCCCGCGUCCCCGCUUCUCAUAGCUGAGGCGCUACCGGCCAUAGAUCGCGGUGGUGGCGGGAUGAGGGCCCGGCGGAGCGGACCGGUGGUGGCGGCGGCAUGCCCCUCGGUGUCCGUGGUGUUCCCGGGCGCCGUGAGCCGGGAGAGCUGCUGCCGCUUCGCCUGCGAGCUCCUCAAGCACGUCCUGCACCAGCGGCAGCAGCUCCCGCUACCCUACGAGCAGCUCGCCUACUUCUGCCGGCGGGCAGCAGCGCAGGAUGGAGAUGCGAUUAAGAAGCCACCCUCUGUGGACCUGGCAAGCAAGAAGUGCCAGCAGGUGCUCAUGGAGCUGGAGGGAGUAUUGCAGCACUUGGAAGUCAUGUUUAGUUUGACACUGGUUCCUCGAGUUCUUAUCCUACUUGGAGGCAAUGUCAUGAGCCCCAAGGAGCUCUAUGAGCUCAACUUGGAGGGUAUUUAUGAGGCCAGUGCUGAGGAGAGCCUGAAAACUGCAUCAUGUGUUCGCAAGCUCUUCCAUUCACUCUUCGUUGCCGAUGUCUUCAGUGAACUUAAGGCUCUCCCUGUCACAGGCACUGUCAUUAUGCUCCAAGGACACCGUGAUUGUGGUGUUGAUUGGUUCCGGCCUAAACUCAACUAUAAAGUGCCCACCCGAGGGAGGAAACUAACUGUUAAUUUGUCCUGUGAUGGAGACAUCAACGUACGUGCCUCAUCUCCUCAGCAUAUGACUUCUACCUGGGAGGACUACGUAUGGUUUCAAGCGCCCGUGACGCUCAAAGGCUUUCAUGAAUGAUCAGUGCUCUGUAGAAUUUUUAUGGAAUAUUGAAUAACUUUUGGUGCUGCUUUAAGUGAUAAUAACUUUAUCAAAUGUAACCGCGUAUUCUUAUCUGCCUGGAUCUCUUCCCCAGGGCAUCUGCUGCCUUCCUGUAGCUGGACUGUGUUCAUCUGUCUUCAUCUCCUGGAUUGUUGUUGAAAGCAAAUACCCUUUAAGGCACAGUUGCACACAGGAUACAGUGAUUCUUUAGGGACCCAAGUUGUGGCACAGGACAUGAAUUAGUGUAUUGGGAGUAAAACUUUCCUGCCAUGUACUUGCUGAACUGGCAAAUACUGGAUACAUUCUUCUGUCUCCUGAAUUUGAAUGUUGUUAUUUCUCUGGUAAUAAUUACUAUAUUAGCUGAUUGUUUGGGAGUCCAGAUAAUGUAUGUGACUAUUAAUACACUUGGCCUUUACUAUAAAGGCCGUAACCACUCUUACCUACCCUGUUCCUGCAAAAGGAGACCUUUCCCUGCAGUCUGAUCAGGCUUGAGUGCUCAAGUGUUUGCCCAUCUAUUUGAUAAUAACUAACUCAAUUUCAGUUACUUAAUCCAAAGAGUGGGAUGUCACACCAAUUGGGAGGCCUUGUAGCUAGUACAGUUUUGUGCUAUUGAUGAAGAGAGGUUGAGCAGUCCUGUGAAGGCAGGGAAGCACAUCUUCCUAAUUUUUUUAUUAACUUUUAAUCUAACAGCCCUGACAAUCAGAUAUACAGUUAAAAUUAAAGUAAGCCGUUUCUGCUCUAAUCCUCUUCAGAGGAAGUUAGGACUCCUGUCCCAAUAUGCUAGUUUAUUCUCACUUAAAAAAACAACAAAAUAGUUUCUUUCUUAUUUUCACCUCUUAGAAGUCUUAGGCUUGGAAUGUUUCUGAAAUCUGAAGAAGAGGUGAGGGGACUGUGAUCAAAUUCAGCACUAUCUUUACCUCUCAAAUUCCUGUUCUAAGUCAGAACACAUUACCUGGAAGCAGAACUUGAGCCCUUCCUUCAGGCCUGGUGUCUAGUGCAGAGUGGGACAGGGAGAGAAGCCCUUAGGAGCACAGUGUGUCAGAACCUGGGUAUCUGCUGGAGUUUUCUGCAGCCAACUGGGUAUGGGUCUGUAAUGAGCUUAAUAGCUCCAUGUAGCUCGAUCCCCUUAGAAAAGAAACUUGAACAUUCUGGUAGUGGUUUCUCGCUAGCAAAAAUUGCAUGGUGGGGUGGUAAAAAUCCUUUGGAGGGAGGGUAAAUGUUGAAGUAACCCUCAACACUUUAACUUUGUCAUGUUGGAAUGGAAUGAGGUUGUAGGAGGAAAUUAAGUUGAUAUUUUUGAACUUGAAGAACACUAGAAGUGCUGUCUCUGCCUUAUUAUCCAUUAACAACUGUUUACAAUGUGUAGUAACUGCUAAAACUAGCUCUAGGGUAAAAACUGCUCGAAUGAAGAAAGCUGCCUUAUGUGCAGCUGCCCACUUGAAUAUGUAAUUGCGGGUCUCUUAAAUGAAAUAUAACUUGAACGUAGGAGUGUUUGUGCUCAGGAGAUCAAAACACCUCCACCACAGCUGCUUGCAAUGCAUAUUUAAGAAUUCUAGCACUCAAGUAUUUAAAGAAGCUUUUGAACAGUAGCCUAAGUUCUGAGAAACAAGGGUCAGUUCCUUUCUGCUCUCUUCCCCAAAUGAGUGCAAUGUUACCACAUUAAACUGUUUACAUACUCUGUUAUACUUGAACUAUGAAUGCAGCAGUGAUAUGGUGCAGGAAAUGAGAGAAGACAAGAUGCUUUUUUCUUUUUUCCUUAUGAAGAGCUUUAGAGCUUGAUUAAUAAGUCUAGUAUUAUAAUCAAUAUCAAAAUAAAAUGCUGUUUUCUGUA
Calidris pugnax (ruff) is the source of this 3292-nucleotide messenger RNA. RefSeq names its product MAD2L1 binding protein (gene MAD2L1BP). Gene Ontology annotation, cellular component: nucleus. The coding region runs from base 544 to 1440 and encodes 298 amino acids. Gene Ontology annotation, biological process: regulation of exit from mitosis. The transcript is spliced from 2 exons. NCBI's taxonomy places the organism in Eukaryota, Metazoa, Chordata, Aves, Charadriiformes, Scolopacidae. The record is from RefSeq and is a predicted model, not a curated record.